UAGCUUGUUGUUACCUCAUUUGUCUAUGGCUUGUUGCGUGCCUAGGUUGCGUGGUUUGUUUGUAGCUGUUGGACAGUAUUCGGUAUUCACUUUACGACAUUAAAUUUUGAUUUAGGAGCCAUCUUUGUAAUUUGUUUACAUUAUAAAAAAGCACAAUGGCUGACGCUGAUGAUCUAUUAGAUUAUGAAGAUGAAGAAAAUCCAGAGCAAACUGCAACAGAAAGCGUGGGAACGGAACCGCAAAAAAAGGGUGUAAAAGGUACUUAUGUCUCGAUUCACAGUUCCGGAUUUAGAGAUUUUCUGUUAAAACCCGAAAUUUUAAGAGCAAUUGUGGACUGCGGCUUUGAACAUCCCUCUGAAGUACAGCAUGAGUGUAUACCACAAGCUGUUAUUGGAAUGGAUAUUUUGUGCCAAGCAAAGUCUGGUAUGGGUAAAACGGCAGUAUUUGUAUUAGCUACCCUGCAGCAAUUGGAACCCACAGAAAAUGUUGUUUAUGUUCUCGUAAUGUGCCAUACACGUGAACUUGCUUUUCAAAUUAGUAAGGAAUAUGAAAGAUUCAGUAAAUAUAUGCCUGCAAUUAAAGUAGGUGUAUUCUUUGGUGGCCUCCCUAUUCAAAAGGAUGAAGAAGUGUUAAAGAAUAAUUGCCCUCAUAUUGUAGUUGGGACCCCUGGUCGAAUUUUAGCUCUUGUCAGAUCUAAGAAACUGAAUCUAAAACAUCUAAAACAUUUUAUUCUUGACGAAUGUGACAAAAUGCUGGAAUUAUUAGAUAUGAGAAGAGAUGUACAAGAAAUCUAUCGUAAUACACCGCAUGGCAAACAAGUUAUGAUGUUUAGUGCUACACUCAGUAAAGAAAUUCGACCUGUCUGCAAGAAAUUUAUGCAAGAUCCCAUGGAAGUAUAUGUAGAUGAUGAAGCCAAAUUGACAUUACAUGGUUUACAACAGCAUUAUGUUAAACUUAAAGAAAAUGAAAAAAACAAAAAAUUGUUUGAGUUGCUGGAUGUACUUGAAUUUAAUCAAGUUGUUAUUUUUGUAAAAUCAGUCCAAAGAUGUAUGGCUCUAGCCCAACUGUUAACCGAGCAAAAUUUCCCCGCUAUAGGAAUUCAUAGGGGUAUGGACCAAAAAGAACGUCUCUCCAGAUAUGAACAAUUCAAAGAUUUUCAAAAGAGAAUAUUGGUUGCAACAAAUCUCUUCGGACGUGGUAUGGACAUUGAACGAGUGAAUAUUGUUUUCAACUAUGAUAUGCCAGAAGAUUCAGAUACUUAUUUACAUAGAGUCGCUAGAGCAGGUCGAUUUGGUACAAAAGGUUUAGCUAUUACUUUUGUAUCAGAAGAAGGAGAUGCAAAAAUUUUGAAUGAAGUGCAGGAUAGAUUUGAUGUUAAUAUUACAGAAUUACCUGAUGAAAUUGAUCUUAGUUCUUAUAUUGAAGGACGAUAAAAUCAAUGAGUUGAAGAUGAAAAAAUGAGUUGUAUAAGUUGUAUGUAACAAUUAUUAUAAUUUCAGUGUUUCAUUUUAAUGUGUAAAUGUUGAAUAUUAUUCAAACUGAUAAUAGUAGUAUUAUUGUAAUUUAGUUAUUUUUUUUACGUAAAAUAAAUAGUUCCCAAAUUA
Molecule: messenger RNA, 1604 nt
Organism: Anoplophora glabripennis (Asian longhorned beetle)
Lineage: Eukaryota; Metazoa; Arthropoda; Insecta; Coleoptera; Cerambycidae
Gene: Hel25E
Product: ATP-dependent RNA helicase WM6
Exons: 8
Coding region: 156-1433 (425 amino acids)
Biological process (GO): mRNA export from nucleus; mRNA splicing, via spliceosome
Molecular function (GO): RNA helicase activity; ATP binding; RNA binding
Source: RefSeq, a predicted model, not a curated record